This is a messenger RNA of Porites evermanni, 3292 nucleotides long. The record is from the annotation of a GenBank genome assembly. NCBI's taxonomy places the organism in Eukaryota, Metazoa, Cnidaria, Anthozoa, Scleractinia, Poritidae.
CUUUUUUUGUUAACAGGAAAACAAAUUGGGGACAUUGUGUUGUUUUUUGGAUGCCGCAAGAAGAGUGAGGAUUACAUAUAUGAGGAUGAACUUACCUCUUAUGAAAAAGAUGGAACAAUCGCUGACCUGCAUGUGGCUUUCUCCCGCGACCAGGUGAGACAAAAACUCUCGUUUUUGUUGUUGUCGUUGUCGGUUGCAAUCUUGUUGUUUGUAACGCGGCUGUUUUAGGUAAAUCAAUGGUAAAAUGGCUUAGCAAACGGGUGUAUUUUGCUUUGCAACCGGGCUGCAAAACGAGGUGAAAAGCGAUGUUGCGCGUUUUACCACCCGUGUAUUGUAAAAAUCAGGUUUUUAACAAUAGCAUGAAUACCGACUUCUGACAGGAUAAAAUUACAGGGGAGAAAAACUUGCUACAAAACAAGUUGGCCUUGGGCCGGUAAAAAUGUUAGAGCUACCGUGAACCAUCUAUUCACCUCCCCUUCUCAAAUAAGCCCCCGUUUUUUUUUCAGGGGAAGAACGUUAAUACAUCCCCCCUUUCUUUUAAGCGCCCCGCCCCUCCCACUUAUCAUUCUUCACUAGCAAAUGUUGGACUGUAAUAAUCAAUCACGACUCUAAAACUUCGUGUGGACUGAUCCAUGACUUGUGUUAACCGACUGGAAUUUCGAAUUUGUUUUUGAUUCUCGGCUGCAUGACCUCUAACUUCUUGUACUUGAGCUUUUCCACUUUCUAUUCUAGUUCCUUAUGAAGAAUUAAUACCUUCGUCUUUGCUAAAUUAAAUAAUAACCCCCUCUUAAAUGCGCCGUUCGUCUCUAUUAAGCCCCCCUUAAAAUGAAUUUGAAAUAAAUAAGCCCCCGGGGGUUUAAUAGAUGAUUUACGGUAUACUCUACUUUCUGCAAACUGCAACAACUUUAUUUGCUGCACGGUUUCUUGUAGAUUUUGUGACUAAAAGACAGUUGUUGUUUUUGCUCAGGAGAAAAAAGUCUAUGUGACGAAUCAAAUGGCUGAAAACAAAGAAUCCAUUUGGAAGAUAUUGGAUAAUGGAGGCCACAUUUACGUUUGCGGGUAAGAUGCUUUAGUCUUUUUUUAAACUGAAACACGUUCAAUAAUUCUAACUUUCGUUAGCAAUACUUUCGAGUUGUAUAGUCAGCUCUCUCUCUAAGACGCCGGGACACCUUUGGGACCAUCAAAAAGUGUCCGUCUAAGAGAGAUGACCGGCUUAUAGAGGUGACCGUCAAGAGAGAGUCGACAGCACCAUGAAAUAUCUCAUGAAUGACUUGAUUUUUCUUAGUAGAGGCCCUGCCAGCGGGGGUGGGGGGGGGAGGGUCCCAUGUCAUGUCUCGUGUCGGUGUUCAUAAAUGCUUCACGUCGCUGUCGGAAAUUGAACAAAAAUUCUUUGACAUUGUCGGAGUUUUAGAAAAGGGGGAUAGCGAUGCGCUGUGAAGAAAUCAUUACAGUUCUGGGCUUUCUCAGUUAACAUUUCGCGUAUCAAACACCUAUACAUCGCCAUUCACAAUUAACACAAUUCACAGGAGGGUCCAGAGAACAGACUGAAGCUCACUGACAAGAGACGUUCUCUGAAGCCCAAGGAAAAUUGAAGAAAAUUACUUCUCCUUAGCAUUCAGACUGUUGAUAAAUUAGCCAAACCACCGUUCUUUGUCGCUUAUUCUCGGCUUUGCCGUCACUGUCGCAAUUUGGCGGAGGGAGGUUGUCUUUACGCUGGGAAGGCCUCUUAGUAUGCACACGCCCUCUAGGCGAGUGUUUAUAUAAAAAAAAUCAGUUCACGUGUGGGAUGUUUCCGGUAUACCACGAGAAACAUUGCAUAACACAAGAAUUAUUUAUCCUGUCACUCAACUAGGCUCGAUUUUCGCCGCUCUCUCGGGGCUCAUUCCCCGAACAGUGGCUGGUAAUCGAGCCUGUCACUCAACAUGAUGACGUCAAACCUCGGCAUCACGGGUAAACUCGAAGAAAAAACAAUUACACUAGGCAGUCUGUUAACAACAAUUCCCAAAUGAUCGACAGCUUGUCAAUGAAUAAAGUUCGUAUUCACCUCUGUCUAUUUUACUUGCAUCUGAAGAAAAUUGGAAGAUAGCUGGCAAAUUUUUCUGAUGGGUUAGACUUUGUUUCUAAGUGCAGCUGUGUACCCAUCCCGGUUUUCGCAACACUGCUUUGGUUUCGUUAGUCUCAGAUGAAAAAUUCUUUGCCCGUUGUAGUCUGUUUGCUGUCGUUUCAUAUUCCUUUUUUAACUAUGACUUCUAAGAAAUCCGAAUGGUAAUAUUAAAACUUGGGUUUUGUAGUCUUGUUACAAAGUUGCUUCUGAAAAAUUUGGUAGAACAAAAAGUGCCAGCCGCUCCAUUUUUGGCGGGAAAAUGUGGAGGCCGCAAGCACCGCCGGGAUUUUUCAGUGAAAUGCUACCGGUUUCUAGAUUUCUGAUUGGCUGUAUUUUUUUUGACAUGGGGUAAAUAAUAUUACAGGGCUGUCACUUAGAUUCGGGGACCGGGGAUUUCUCUCCACUACUUUGAGCUGAAUCCCGGCUCUUUUCAAUGGAAGUCUACUAAUUGCAUAUACCUUACAAUUUGAGAUCUUAGUGACAGCCAUAUUUUUUAGUUAUCCAAGGUCACAAACACUAGUAAUACUCAGUAUAAUGCAUGUCAACUACAAAAGAACCGACGGAGAAAAAAGAAAGGUUUCUUUAUUAAAAUUUAGUGAAACUGGGAAGGUGUGUCCUACGUUAGACCAGCUCGUAUGAAAGGUUGAACACGGACAUCGUGCUCGAGACGUUUAUAUGUCGAAAUGGGUGAUUUUACAUGUUAUUAUUGUAACGAAGGGAGAACACUCAAAACUAUGAAAUAAAUGCCUAUUAUAUUUUGCUACCUUUUUUUUGUUUUAGAUUUAUUCACUUUGGGGUGAGCCCACUUUUCCUACAUUUUCUUCCCCCUUAUUCAUGAGAAACAAAAAGAUAGCCCGGCAAGAAUGGUAACCUGGCUAGCCGGGUCACCCUUUUCUCGAUGGUACGAGACAAUCAGAGCAUGUGCGAGCGCUCUUGGCUCGGGAAUCAUCCAAUGAAAGGCAAAGGGGUCACUUUUUUUCUCAUAUAAACGCUUGCUAAGCCUUUAUUACGACGGUUUCACCAAUAACAUGUUUUUUUUUCAGCGACGCCCGCAAUAUGGCGCGUGAUGUUCACAAUUUGCUGGUGACCAUUGUAAAGGAGAAUGGAGGAAUGACAGAGAACGAAGCUACUGAUUACGUGAAGAAACUCAGCGCUAAAGGGCGAUAUUCCGUAGAUGUUUGGAGCUAA